Molecule: messenger RNA, 696 nt
Organism: Trematomus bernacchii (emerald rockcod)
Lineage: Eukaryota; Metazoa; Chordata; Actinopteri; Perciformes; Nototheniidae
Gene: lnp1
Product: leukemia NUP98 fusion partner 1
Exons: 4
Coding region: 1-696 (231 amino acids)
Source: RefSeq, a predicted model, not a curated record
AUGUCUCUGAGGCUGCUGCCCGGCUUAAUGGAUAACGACGAUGACGAUGAUGGGACGAUGAAGUGGAUGAGCAGCUACUGGGGUCACGGGGCCGAGGAGGGAAGGACUCGAGAGCAGAGGGGCAGCUUCAAGAGGAGCAAGACCCCCGGAGAGAGGAGGGCCUCGCUGCCCACCGUGUCUCAGUUAGACGCCAUGAGUCUGCAUCGACUCCACGCAACAGCCAUUUCCUCCUCCUCAGGCCACGGGAAGAGGGAGGAAAAGGGGGAGAUGAGAGGGGAGAUGAGAGGCGAGAUGAGGGGGGAGAUGAGAGGCGAGAUGAGGGGGGAGAUGAGGCAGCACCAGAGAGCUCGUCGGGCCUCCUCAGACGACAACAGCUGGUGCAAAACUUCAGUAGCAGAGAACCGGAUCAGCACCAUCCCAGAACUCACCGAGUCCUUCGAGAGGAGGCUGCAGCUGAGGGACACGAGGAGAGAGGCCCCGGCUGAUGAGGACAGGUUGUGUCCGAUCUGUGAGGAGGAGACGCUGCAGAGCGGAGUGAAACAGCUGCUCUGUGCACACCGCGGCCACAAAGAGGAGGCGGCCUGUCGGGUCAGGAAACCUUCAGAGGAGAGGAGGAGGUCUGAGGACGGCCUGAUCCCCUCUGAGAGAGAACAACACACACCCUGCAGGAAACUGUCUCUGAGGAGACAUCGCUGA